UAUCAAAGCGUAAAACAAAUUCGUGGAGGCGAAAAUGCGGUAGCAGGAAGAGGAGGAGAAGGGUAUCAGAAGAUAUUCUUCUGUGUAUUCUUCUCCAUUAACUUUCACUGCCAAGGAAUUUACUCUGAAAACCGCGUGGCGUGUGAAAAACGCAUUCCAACUACCCCCAAAUUGCAAGAUUUGAACUAUAUUCCGCAGACAUUUAUGAUUCAUUCGCUUUUGCUCAUUAAUGUCUCUUGAAAUUAUUUAGUGCGAAGAAAUUGAGAGUUUUUCCGCAAGCUGGCUCCAGUCGGAUAUUUAAAGCAAUUUCAAGGUCGAUCGGUUCGAAGAAGGGGGUUUUGUGCUCAGAAGCGUGGAACAAUAGAAGAUUUAUUCCAUUCUGCGGUGAAAUUCCAGAGUUAAAUCCGUAGCGGUAGGGUAUUGGAAAAUUCGCGGAUUGUCUUGUUUAUGCUCUCCCAAUAGGUACAAGCCGAGGGUUUUGAGAGGUCAAAUUAAUAUAUUCGCCGCUGCUCAGAACCAGAAAGCGUAUUUCACUGUCUUCACAAGAAAAUUGAUUUUUGCUAUCAAUUUCCCCUCGCAAGAUCUGAAUGGUUGAUAGUACUGCGGUGGGGUUGAGGACGGUGGGAAAGGCAACAUUUAAGGCGCGUUGCUUUUGCUGCGAGAAAAUUUAGGUGAAACAAGGGAAGAAGACAAGCGCUCUGCGGGAUCGAGCAUACACAAUAUGAUCAGGGACCAAUUCAAGAAAGCAAGCUUUUGAAAGGUUUUUGUGGAAUCUUUCAAAAGAUAUUUGUAUUAGGGUUCAAAUGCAGGUUGUGGGUCAAGAGUUUUUUCCGCGCCUCCAGAAUUUCGCUUGAAGCGUUGAGUAGCUCAUUAGAUUUUUUGUUAAAAAAUUAAGCCCUAGGACCGCUUACAUUUGCGGUCCAGGGUUUGGGGAUUGGAUAUUCGGUGAAGCUGGGCCAAGAUUCUGACCUAGAUUGGUAUAAUUGAAACACAAGGAUUUGAAAUUUGUUUGGAAGGGUUAUUUUGGUUGAGAUAUGGGAUCCUUAUCAGGAUUCCUUCAGAGACCAUUUGCGGCCGUAGUUGCUGUGGUUGCGACUGCAGUCUCCGUGGACGUGCCGGAUAAAUUGCAUACAAAGACUGCCCCGGUUCUCCCCUAUACAGUAAACUCAUCUCCUCAAAUUCAGUCUGAAUGCACCACUCCAUCCUCGUGGUUUUCAUAUGUAUCUACAGCUAGUCCUACGACUUUAUCAGCAGUCAAGAGAUUCUCAAGUCUUUUAAAAGCUUCACCUGCGGACGAAAAACUUUUCUGGAACCAAUUUGUGGCCAUCCCUCCCUUGCAUGGAUCCCUAACCUCUUCAGGUUCCAUUGAAGCACAGAAUAAAAGCAAUCUCUUGACACACGCUUGCCUUAAGAAAACUUUAUUGAGGUCAUCCAGUUUGCCCUUCUCACAAGCUCCUUGGGGUUUGCAUUAUAUCAAACAUUCUACCUCGACAUCUGCUCAGGUACCUAUUUUCCUUGCCCUCUAUAAGUCUGCAGAUUUGACAUACGGGUUGCCAAAUGCGUUCUCUCGCAAUUCUAGAAUAUCAUCUGGCCAAGGCCCUAUCAAGCAUUCAGAUUUCUCUACUACCCAGUCAAGGGAAUUCCAUGUGUGGCAUUUGCCAAAGCAGGGGGCAAAUGGUUCUACUGAUUCACCAGAAGGGCAGUCCGAGCAAAGGAAACCCGUUGUUGCAGUGGUUUUGCUAGGAUGGUUGGGAGCCAAGCAGAAACAUCUGAAAAGGUAUGCAGAUUGGUAUAAUUCCAGGGGAAUUCAUGCAAUUACUUUCACAGUUCCCAUGAAGGACAUUGUCAGCUACAAGCCUGGAGGAAAAACAGACCAGAAUCUUGAUUUGCUUGUGACUGAAUUAGCUCACUGGAUAGAUGAAAGAAAUAAGGAUUCCCCAGAGAAGUACCUAAUCUUCCAUACUUUUAGUAACACUGGCUGGCUUACUUAUGGAGUUUUGCUUGAGAAGUUUCUUGCUCUGGAUCAUUCUCUGGUAGACAAUAUCAAGGGUUGUGUGGUAGAUUCUGCCCCAGUUGCAAUACCGGAUCCUCAGGUAUGGGCCUCUGGUUUUUCUGCAGCCUUGAUGAAGAAAAACAGUGUAGCAACCAAGGGAAUCUUGAAGGGAACGCCAGGUAGUGGAGAUUUAUCAGAGUUUGAGAAUGAGCCAAAGGCUGCUGUUGCAGAGACAGCUCUACUUGUUAUGCUAGAAAAGUUUUUCAAAGUAUUUCUAAAGCUUCCAAUUGUUGACAGGAGGCUUUCAGAUGUGUUGGGACUUUUAUCAAAUCAGCAGCCACCGUGUCCGCAGCUCUACAUAUACAGCACUGCUGACAGGGUGAUCCCUGCUGAAUCUGUGGAAGCGUUUAUUGAAAAGCAAAAGAAAGCAGGGCACAAUGUGAGGGCAUGCAAUUUUGAACUAUCACCCCAUGUGGAUCACUUUCGGAAUUUUCCAGAUCUGUACACCUCUCAGUUAAGUAGCUUCUUGGAGGAUUGCCUACACAAGCACAAAGUCGAAUAGCACAGAUGUGUUAUAUGCUACUGUUGAGGUAGCUGUAAAAAUUCUUUGCAGGUUUGAAGGAUACAAACCCUAACAGGACAAAUUGCUUAUUGAAGCAAGAAUUCACAAUUAAGUGAAAAUUGCUGAUCAUUUUUUAUGAAUGAGCAGAAGUGGACCUGAUUGUACCUUGUGCCUGUUUGGUAGCAAAAGAAGAAGAUAUUCUUACCAAAAUAAGUGCUCUAUACUGUAUAUACAAUUUUUUGAUUCAUUCCAUUCUUUAAUUACAAAAGACAAUAAAAAUACGACAAUCAGAGGUAUAGAUUUAUUUUCUGGAUAAGUUUAUUUUGGAUCAUUCUCAGAUGGUUUUGUAACUCUAAUUGCAUGCUUAAUGGCAUGCCUCUGUCUAGUAUGUAAUUGGUGCACUACAUUGGAAUUCCUGUGAUCAAUCAAGGAAAUUUUCAUUUUUUC
Cryptomeria japonica (Japanese cedar) is the source of this 3002-nucleotide messenger RNA. RefSeq lists its product as uncharacterized. The transcript is spliced from 6 exons. The record is from RefSeq and is a predicted model, not a curated record. NCBI's taxonomy places the organism in Eukaryota, Viridiplantae, Streptophyta, Pinopsida, Cupressales, Cupressaceae. Bases 1035 to 2555 code for a protein of 506 amino acids.